Molecule: messenger RNA, 3394 nt
Organism: Cottoperca gobio
Lineage: Eukaryota; Metazoa; Chordata; Actinopteri; Perciformes; Bovichtidae
Product: phosphatidylinositol 5-phosphate 4-kinase type-2 gamma-like
Exons: 10
Coding region: 1-1227 (408 amino acids)
Biological process (GO): phosphatidylinositol phosphate biosynthetic process
Cellular component (GO): plasma membrane
Molecular function (GO): 1-phosphatidylinositol-4-phosphate 5-kinase activity; 1-phosphatidylinositol-5-phosphate 4-kinase activity
Source: RefSeq, a predicted model, not a curated record
AUGUCUUCUCCCGGUGCCACCUCCAACCCUCUGGCGCCCAAAAGGAAAACCAAGAAGAAACACUUUGUGCAGCAGAAAGUGAAGGUUUUCCGUGCCAGUGACCCCGUGUUGAGCGUGCUGAUGUGGGGGGUAAAUCACUCGAUUAAUGACCUGAGCCAUGUACCCGUACCUGUCAUGCUGCUUCCAGACGACUUCAAAGCCAGCACCAAGAUCAAAGUCAGCAACCAUCUCUUCAACAAAGAGAAUCUUCCAGGACAGUUCAAAUUCAAAGACUACUGUCCGCAGGUGUUCAGAAACCUGCGAGAGCGCUUUGGAAUCGAGGAUCAUGAUUACCAGGUGUCUCUGGCCCGCAGUCCUCCACUGAAAGACGAGGAGGGGCAACGCGUGGAGCUGCUGCUCACAUCAUACGAUCGCACUUUGAUAGUAAAAGAAAUCUCCAGUGAGGAGGUGGAGGAAAUUCACAACAUCCUCUCUGAGUAUCACCAGCAUAUUGUGACCUGUCACGGCAGUACGCUGCUGCCUCAGUUCCUGGCCAUGUACAGAGUCACUGUGGAGAGCGAGGACACCUACCUGUUAGUUAUGAGGAACAUGUUCAGCCACAGACUGCACGUUCACAGGAAGUAUGACCUCAAGGGGUCCCUGGUGUCUCGACAAGCAAGUUUUAAAGAGAAGGUGAAGGAGCUGCCCACUUAUAAAGAUGUAGACUUCAGGAAUAACAUGCAAAAGGUUUAUGUGAGCGUCGAGGAGAAGGAGAAGGUCGUAGAAAAGCUGAACAGAGAUAUUGAGUUUCUGGUGCGUAUGAGGAUCAUGGACUACAGCCUGCUGCUGGGCAUCCAUGAUGUUGAACGGGCUGAGAGGGAAGAGGAGGCGGUGGAGAUGGAGUCGUCAUAUGAAGAAGAAGAGGAGAAUGAAAACGGCUUGGCUCCCGCUCCAUGCUCCACCUCAUCUGAGGGUAUCGGUGGCUACAUGAACUCCUUCAAACCUAUGGGUCCCGGCGAGUUCGACCCUUAUGUGGAUGUGUACGCUAUUCAGAGCGCUGAAGGUGCACCCCAGAGGGAGGUGUAUUUCAUGGGCCUGAUUGACAUGCUGACACAGUACGACACCAAGAAGAAAGCUGCUCACGCUGCCAAGGCUGUCAAACACGGGGCAGGAGCAGAAAUCUCAACAGUUCAUCCAGAGCAGUACGCUAAACGUUUCCGGGAGUUCAUCACUAAGAUCUUUGCAUAGUUCUCUGAUUCAGCCCAGGCUCCCUUCCUCGUGUAAUACAAGAGGAGUGUCACUCUGGAAUACUUAUGGAAUCUCUAAUCAAUGUCAAGAAGCACUAAAAAUGUUACUGUUCAUUUCUAAAUGAUCCACGUGGUUUUUGAGCAUGUACCCUUCAUAUCUUUCUGCACUGCAGGAUGGACUGUGCAUCUACUUUGAAUGAAGAAUCAGAAUUUGCAGACUGGAGGAAAAUUGGCAACUCGUUGUUGUUAAUGGGUUUUCUUUUGUUUUCCCUUUUUGGCAAUACUCCACCCCGAACACAGUGGGAAGGCAGCGAUGAUGAGAGACAAUAUUUUCUCAUCACAUUAUUUGUUGUUGCUGCUCGGGAGAAGAUGUUUGUUUUGCUCUUGAUUAUUCAUUUAUGACUCCCUCUUUUUACACCAGUGACAUCACAUAACAACACAAACAUAAUUUGUGCAGAUCUACAUUUUCUAAAUGAGGAACAAUACAAAGUUCAUCUCCUUGUGAGCACCAAUGUGUAAUUUAAGAUAUACUGAUGUUAUCUUGUACGAAAUGUUGCCAAAUGCAGAUUUAAAAUGAAUAGCACCAACAUAACAAUUACAAUUAGUGCCAGCUGUUAAAUAUUGCCUCACAGCUUCCAUUAAUUGGCUCAUAUUUUAGAAUAAAAAUUGAAUAAUAUAUAACAAUCUAGCAAGUAUUACAUAAAUAUGUAAAUCCAAAUGUUGUUUAUAAUUGAAUGUAUUAUCAAUUAUGAUAUUAUGAAUAUGUGUUAUUUUCAUAAAGAGUAAACAUACAUGGCAGACUGGCAAUAUCAACAGUGUCACCAUUUAGCUUCCCUUAUCAGUAAAGAAAUGCACAUUUGCUAUUAUCUGUAAAUAAAUUGGUUAAAAUAAUCUGCUGCAGAUUUAGGUACAAGUACUCCAAUGCUUGUGUUUUGAAAGCCUGACACUGAAAAUAUUUAGUUGCACUGCUCCAGUAGUGCUGAAGGGCAACCCUCCUCUCAGCUCAGUGUUAAGUAUUUAUUGUGCUACAUAGCAGUGCAAUGCUUCAGUGGAAGCCACACACACACACACACACACACACACUUACGCUUGCAUCAUCUGAAAGGAACCAUAGCGCACAAAUUAUUAAACUGUAAAUUGUUCAAAGAGCUUUUGCAAAAUGUUGUAGCAUGGAUCCAGCCUCAUGUUCUAUCUCUUAUUCUACCUUUGAAUGAAAAUAACAAUUUAUCAACAUAAUGUACCAACAUGAGUAAAGGAUCAAAGGAAUCACAAUGUUCAGAUCGGUGUAACAAAUUGUGAUUCAUGGCAGUACAUGUGUUCCUCUGAAAUGUAGUCUCAGUGGUAAAUCAUUCAUUGUUUUCCAUAUUUAGUCCCUCUCCCCUGUCCCAGUCCUCCUGGCACACAUUCCUGAGUCUCCUUCUGAGAGUAUCAUGAGGGUUUCACUUUUAAUAACUAAGUGGACAAACAGAGGAGGAGGAACGAGAAAAUAAGUCCAAAAUGCCAUUAUUAGUUUUCUAAACCAACAUUGGUCCUUUAACUUCAACUUUAUUGUUUGGGGUUUGUUUUGCCUUUAUUGUGUAGUGCAGAUAGAUCGACUGGAAAGGGGAGCGAGAGGGAACGACAUGCAUCAAUCGGUCUGAUUCGAACUGUCGCAACCCAAUUUAGUAAAUAACUAGUUUGAAACCAGCUGGUUACUAACAUCUCAGGAAGAACUUUACGCACAAACAUUGGGAGGAUGUACGAAUAGCUGGUGCAUCCCAGUCCAGACAGUUAGUUGGUGUAACGAUGUAGUAACAACCAAUUCUCUGCGUGAGAAAUUGCGUGCUGCAACCAGUUUUGGUGCAACUGGCAGCUGGUUUUCAAGAAAACAAAAAUCUCUUAUUAGGAUACAUUACUUAUUCCUGCAGAUUUCUUUCUAUGUCCUGUGUACAUUUUCUUUCCUUUGAAUGCUAUAAACCUAAUGCCAGUGACAACAUUCAGCUUGGAAACAUAGAUAGCAUUUUAGGUAAAAACGAAAUAGUUUUAUUAUGUUUUUGGGUGAAAUGUUGCUUUAUUACCUCACGUGUUGAUAUUUCAAUGUAGUUCCUGAACAUCAACAUCUACUGUAUAAAUCUCAUCAAUCUACAGUAUAAACAUUCCCAUAUUAUGUCACUUUUGUCUCUAUAUGU